AAAUGGCAAGGGAUUGUUACUUUAAUGUUUGUUUUAGUUUGUGAUGGAUUUUUUUCGCGUUGUUUUAAACCUAAAUUAGACUUUAAUCUUAGUUUAUGUGGUGACGUGUUUCCCUCGACAUCGAUAAUCAUGUGGAGGCACGCAGUCGUGAACAUGUGCCAACAUAACUGAGUUACCACCUAUCGAGAGCAGUCGUACAUUCUACGCUGUAAUACACACAUCUUCACAUCGGAGUAACUCCUAGCUGGAAUCAGCUGAUUUACAAUAGGGGAUUACUUGGGUCUGAUAACCCAGCCUCAGUUGUAUUUUGACAGCUGGAGAGAAAAGAUGACUCUGCUCGACCUACAUUCACGUUUUACUAAUGUCGAGGGAAAUAUGAUUGAGUCUCAAGAUUACAACAGUUUUAGCAUAUGGAGAGCCAACUGCCAUGAAUACCCAGAAGGGGAAGAAAUGAGCACCCAGCAAUCAACUACAAUGACAGAAUUAGGUGCAGACAAUGUACACCUCAAAAUACUGGUGCCCAGCAUUGCUGCCGGAGCCAUCAUUGGCAAGGGAGGGGAAACUAUUGCAGCAGUACAGAAAGAAGCUGGUGCCCGUGUUAAAAUGUCAAAAGCUAAUGAUUUUUAUCCUGGCACCACAGAACGUGUUUGUCUCAUUAUGGGUGGUGCCGACGCCGUCAGAAAAGUUCACAAUUUUAUAAUGGAAAAAAUACGAGAAAAACCUGAUCCCAAUCCAAAACCAGAGGUCUCCAAAAAUAACUUUGAGAGACAUAGACAGGUAACUGUAAUCAAUGUAAAGAUUCUUGUUCCAAACAGCACUGCGGGUAUGAUAAUAGGCAAGGGAGGUAACUAUAUCAAACAGAUCAAAGAAGAGAGCGGUGCUUACGUUCAAAUCUCCCAAAAGUCAAAAGAAACUAAUCUACCUGAAAGAUGUAUAACAGUGGCAGGUGAUUUAGAAAAUAAUAAAAAAGCUGUGGACCUGAUAUUACAGAAAAUUGUUGAAGAUCCACAGAGUGGUAGUUGUCCAAAUAUAAGCUAUGCAGAUUACACCGGCCCGGUGGCAAGUGCGAACCCAACAGGGUCACCGUUUGCCAACACAAACUUCAUGCAGAACCAAACACAAGAAUUAACUGGUGUUAGUAAUAACAAUUUUGCUGGUGGUGCUACAUUUGGUUUCGGAUUUAAUCCAAAUGCAUUCGGAGGUAAUAUGGGAGGAGUACCAAAUAUGAAUAUAGGAAGUUUAUUAGCAGGCGGAGCGAUAACUCCUGCUGCAUUAGAAAAUUUAAGAAUGACAUUGAGAAGUAGUGGUUACUCGGACCAGGCUACAGAAGAAAUAAGUUCUGCUAUGAACACGCUUGCAAAUUAUGGUAUUUUAGGAAUGGGAGUAAACAUGGGUGGACAGCAACAGAAUGUUCAGCAGGCUCAACAGAUGAGUCUGACUAGUGCACAAGCGCAGGGGAUGAUGACAACAGCAGCUGGUACUCCGUCACAAAAUCCCCAGCAAGGUUAUAUGAUGAGUACUCCCACAUCAUCUGGAAGUCUUUUUGGACCAGUUGGUAGCGGAUCAUCAGGUUUAGGAAGUUCAGGGUCAACGGCGGCCAACUCUAGUCUGUUUGGAAGCUCUUCUCCGAGUAUGCAGCAGGAGCGAUAUGGUGGAAGUCCAAUGUUGAACGAAUCAUAUACAGCCCCUGGCUAUCCAGGUGCACAACCAGGAUUUGCUCCGCAGCAAUUAGCUGGGGAGAGAUCACCAAGUAUAAACAUCAACCAGAAUUCAUUUGGUUUGGGAACUGGAAUGUAUAGUCCUACUGAAGGGGACAAAUCAGCCACGGCUAAACAAGAUUUAGAAGUUCCAGAAAGUAUAGUAGGGGCCAUUUUAGGCCCAGGUGGAAAAGGAAUUGUUGAAUUACAGCAGUAUACUCAAACCAACAUACAGAUCUCGAAGAAGGGUGUUUAUAUGCCUGGCACGAGAAAUAGAAUUGUUACCAUUACUGGAACCCCAAACAACAUCACUAAAGCACAGUAUCUUAUACAACAACGUAUACAACAAGAAGAAAUUAAACGCGCUAGACAAGCACAAGCUUCUGCUCGCUAGGAUUUAUAUAAUUUCUUAGGCUUUAAAAACUGAUUUACACCAAUAUUUAAACUAACAUUAACUUCUCAUCAUUUUUGUGUAACUCUUGAGGCAUAGUCAAGUGCACUACAGUGGCGAUAGAUUCGCCAUAGACUCUUCUGAUAUUCUUUUGUAGCCAUGGUGACCUGAACUCACUUGUGCAUGCCAUUUUGAUUUGAUGUUGAUGUAAUAGUUUCACCUGCAUGCUUUCGUCUAUUAUAGUGGACUAUAUAAAUUAUUCAAGUGGACUUGCGGUUAUUGUGCAUAUGUAUAUACAUAGGAGUAUAGGUACAGAUCUCUCUUCGCCAUUUCUUAGUACACAUGUACUUAAACCAUCACAGAGCAUCGUAAUCAUCACAGAGGAUUGGUUCAUUUUUAUCAUGGAAUGUUCCAUUUUUUUUCGACUUGAGGUAAUGGAGGAUGUAGUUAUUAUUAUGAUGUGUAAAUAUUACAAGAGCUGUUUCAGGAGUCAUGGGUAGUACACCCAUGUGUUUUAGUUUGUCAUAAGUGAUAGCAUAGCAUUUUAUCUUGCAUAAAUAAGCACCUAAAACAGUGACUGUUUUAUUCAUGAUUGUUGUGGAAUUUUGUUUUGUUUCUCCACUUUAAAAUUAUUAUUGAAUUAAUUUCUAGGGAUGAAUACACUGUAUGCAUUGUAGUUAGAGGUUUUUUUUGUUUAUAGUAGUUAUUCAAUCUAAAUAUAGAUAUUGUAUUAUGAUAUAUACAUAUUAUAUAGACCUAUGAAUAGGAUAAUAUAAUAAUUUGUUAAUAUAUAAUUGUUUAGUCAAAUUUGUUAAAUCUUAUUUAAGUACCUUGUUAUGGAGCUAAUGUUUUACAGACUUAUGUAUAAUCACGAUUCUCGUGCGUUUUGCGUGUGUGGUAUCUAUAUUAAUUUAAUACCAGCCCAAGUGUGGCUCUUGUGUAGUAUUUUUGUCUUUUUUUAUCUUUUUUUUUUUUUUUAAUUAGUGAUAACCCACAUUGUUAAGCUAUUGCUACAGACUAUAAGACACUCACUAUUCAACAGCAUGGCAUUCUGGGAGAUCCACUGAAAGUAAACAAGCACUUAAUUUGUGAAGAAAUUGCAGUAGUUGGGGUUUUGCUAUCACUAAAAAAUAUGGUAUCACAUUUUUUUUUUACUAUUAAUUUUUCCCCCCAAAUUCACAUUUUUUUUGAUAAAACAAAAUCAGGUUUGCAAUUGUAAAAAAGAGCACUAUGUACUGAUGAUAAUCAGUAAUAGUUUAGAAAAAUAAAGUUGUCGUUUUUGUAUAGUUGUAAACUGAGCUGGAUAUUUUUUUUGUUUUGUACAACUGAAGUAACCUCAUUCUUGUCUGUGUUAGAGGCCGAUGUUAUAACCAGAAACUAUGUAUUGUUUCUUAGAAACAUGUAACGGGUAGCUGUUUAUUUCUGUUUACUUUCGUGUGAGCCGACUAGAACAUGUUAUUUUCCCUUUCUCCCUUAUACUUCAAUCCUGGUCAUUGAUUUUUUUCCAGAAAUAUUUCUAUAACUAACUGCUGCCGUUCUCAGGCAGCGACCUACGGAUAAUUUCCUUGUCUACGUUUUUACUUGCUUUUAUCAAGAUGCAUAGUGACUGUAAUGUUGAGAAAUAUUGUUUUUAGUUCUUAAAUGAUUGAAGUAUUAGGGAUAUUUCUUCUUUUUUUGCCUAUUUUUGUUUCACUUUGUUGUUAUAGAUCAUAUAAAACAAUGCACAUUAGUUUUAUUCGUCAAAUAAUAUUUAUCUUCAACAACAACACUAUGAGUUUCUCUUGAAACACUAAGAAAGAAAAUUUACAAUAAUGGGCAAAAACAAAAUUAUGAAAUCAAAGAACUUGUUGAUAAUUUUAAUAUUUGAUGAUUAGAAGUAGUGUACUUGGUGUUAUAUCUUAUUAAAAAAAAUAUUGAUAACUUCAGCCCAUGUGUUUAUAUGUCAUUAGCUAUUAGCUAUUCAUUGAUAUUGUUAUUCAUCACUCAGAAUCAAGCCAGUGUUAAAAUAUUACUGCUCGCCAGAGUUUAGGCAGCUAUAAGUUGUUUUUACAAAAAUAUGGAAGAGGAGAAAGAGUUUAUUUUACCUUGGGUUAUGCAUAGCAGUAUUUGGCUGGUGUUUUUUUUCCUGCAAAUCAAAUGUGAUUUGUGCUGUAUUACAUAGCAAACUUCAAAUUUUAAAGGCACAUUGGGAAAUUAAGUAAAAAGAUUAUGAUUUUGACAUUAAAAGAUACAAAAUGAGCCUUCUUUUGGCUGUAUGAAACUGACAAUACAUUCUGAAUAUCCAGUUCCCCAGAAUUUGAAGUUUAAAAAUGACUUACGAACUAAUGGGAUUUUAUUAUGAAUAGUAGAUCAGUUGCAUUGUUACAGAAUUACUAUUUAGCUGCUUAAACUUUGUUGAGUAGUGUAAGAAAUACAUAGUCCGUUGUCACCAGCUACUAGGUCUUUCAGAUCAUUUACCUGGAAACGUGGUCAGUGCACGUGAUAUAUGUGGUCAGUGCACAAGAUAUAUUUGGUCAGUGCAUAUGAUAUACAAUGCAAACAAUAAAUGCAUGUGAUAUAUGUGGUCAGUGCAUUUGAUAUAUUCAUUCAGUGCACUUAAUGUGUUUUCAGUGCACAUGAAAUGUUGUCAGUGCACAGGAUAUAUGUUCUCAGUGCAUGUGAUAGUUGUGUAAGGAUGAUUGAACAUGGAUGCUAGAAAGGGGUGGGGUGGGGGUGAAACUAUGAUACCAGCUUGGUAUAAUAUAUACAUAGCAUCGCUUAAAGCUAUUAAAACAACUGUGAUAAUCAUUAUUAAAUGUUAAUAUAUCACCAGUAUAAACAUACAACCUGAAAUGGGCCUGCCUUUUCUCAUUCACAUUAAUAAUCACAAUUUUAAAUGUUUUAUUGAAUUUUAUUAUAAGAUUAUAACUUUAUGAUUGUUUGAUCAAUAUUUUAGCCUUCAUAAGGUCAUACAUGUAAAUAUAGCAUCUUGUUUCAUCCAGAAUUUUGUACCAUCCAGAAAAUGUGCUAGUUGGUGCAGUCCAUGUUGAUACAACAUACCUCUAUAUAGGUUGUGCCAUAGGCUCAUUGAAACAACACUGUUUUAGAUUUUAUGAAUUUACAAUAAAAAUUGUUUUAGUUAUAUUUUGUCUCAGUAAACAGAAGAGAAAAUUCACUUUUAAAAGUUUUAGAGACCACAAGCAUUGUCCUAGAAUUUCAUUUCCAUUCAAUUGUAAUUUUUCUAUGCAAGUUAGUUCUAUUUUGCAGAGAUAUUUAUAAAUAACUAUAUAUGACUUAAAAGGAGAGAACCCCACCCCUAGCACUGUUUGUUGUACAAGGGAGACAACUCCUGGAUAGAAGUGAGGUUAUGUGUGAAUACAUUAUUGUUUCAUUACUUUUACAGGGAUUAUAUACGUUAUUAUUAUUUAUUUUUUUCUAAUAGACCAAGAAAUUUCUUCAACAAAAGAAAAAAGAAAACGAGAAAAAAAGCUUAGAUGCUAGAAUUUUCAAGUGCUUAACUAGUACUAUUUCUUGGUCUAUUGGUGUUGGUUUUUUUGUUUGUAAAUAGAGAGAUAUCAUUAUAAGAAGUUACUGUACAUUUAUUCAAGACACUUCUUGUAUUAGAAUUAUAUUUGAAAAUGAUUUAUCUAUUCAGAAAAAGUAAUAUAUAGUGCUUUAUAUUUACUAAUUUUAUGCUUGUUUCGUUUUAAAUUUUGUUUUGCUAAGAACUGAAGCAUAAGACAGUUGCUGAGAAUUGUCAGUUAUGUAGACAAACCAGUUACAUACUAGUUCUUGCAUUUGAACAUUAUCUGUAUAGUUAAUGAUUGUUACAGAGUCAGAUUAGUUUGUUUUACCGCACAAUCUUGUGAGGGCUUUCAUAUGAAAAUGUUAGAAAAUAGUAUUACUACAUUUCGUUCAUGUGAUUAUUUUAACAAACGUGGUAAUUUGUUAGUUACCAGCAUUUUUCAUAUAAUGUUAAUUUCUGUUACAGUUGUAAAACAGUUAAUUAAUCAAGCUGUAUUCAGUUAGGUUUAACCAGAUAUUACAGCUGAAGACAGUCAAUUCAUACCAGCAUUUACAGGCAGCAACUCAUUUCCAAGGUUCUGUAGAAACUGCUAGGUUUAAAUAAAUUUUUUAAUGAUCAGGUAAACUUCAGGAAUUACUGUAUUAGUUACUUCACCCCACCCACACAGAUGACCUUCAUUUUCUUAUCUUAGUUACUCAUAAAUAGUCAUGACCUUCUCUAAAAAGAAAAUAAAAAGAUCACACAUUGUAAAAUUUCUUAUUUGCAUUUUCAGAUAUUUCAAGGUCAUACUAAUAUGACUUAAAUCAUUGAAGAUGACCAUUAAUUAAUUAAUUUUUGAUUACCCUUUAAUUGAAAAGCAUUAAUUUUGUAUUUUAGAUAAACUUACAUAUUACCCCAUUGGGAAUAGAAAUUAAUUCUAGAAUCUACUGUCUCAGUUCAUACAGUUACCUGGUGCAUUAGGCUGCCUGCAACUGAUGCAUGAAAAUUCAGCAGGAACUUAUGGAAUGGAUAUUGCCUGCAGUGACAUUGGCUGGAGGUUGUUCGUUUGUAAAAGCUUUCAGUUAUCGGUGUUGUUUAAUUGUUAAGUGCAUGAAGAGAAUUCAGAACAUAACUGGACAAGUUUAUAGGUACAAAUAGUAUCAAAGGUAGUUAAUUCUGAAUUAGCAACUGAAUGGAAGUGAUUUAGAAAUGCUACAGUUUUCUACCAUGUAUCAUUUUAUUCAGAUUUUGAAGUUCUUUAGGACUUACUUCAUUAUAUUUAUAGUAAAUGUUAAUCCAUUAGAUGGUUUUUACCUGCAAAUAAUUUUUAGGUUUUCUGACUUUAUUAUUGUUUAAUUGUAAUUUUAGAGAAUUUUUGAUAGUUUAGCCUCGAAAAUAUUAUUUCAGUCAGUCAUAUUGAUACAACGUCUAUAGAAUUCUCAUACAGAAAUUGUUUAAAUAUGUGUAUACAUUCAUCAGACAAAAUUGAGAAAAUCUAAGAAUUAUUUGUAUGGUGUUGUUUAUUGUUUAUAAUUACAUCCCUUUAUCAGUAAUGAUCAUUAAUGUAUGUAUCACUUUGACCUCAGAUCUGUUCAUCAAGCCAGUCUGUAUACUCCCAGUCUCAUUUUUCUUUGAUAAAGAAUAAAAAAGGAAACAUUUGUAUUUGCUAACUUGUAUGACUAGAUUUUUCUUGACAAGAAUUGUAGUCUAAAUUGGGUUUACGGUCAGCAUAUCUGUAAUAUUGUUGUUUGCUGUAGAAAUGUGAAAAUAGCAGGGUCUGCAGACUGGUUUGUUUUCACAUAUUUUCAUAGUGUGUUUGGACCGGUUCUCCUGGUAUGUUCUGGACCAGUAGACUGGUUAUUUAGGACUUGUGUAUGUGGUAUUUGCAUUUAUAUCUCCAUGACGUCUUGUUUUGUUACUAUUUAUAGAUCUGAGGAUCAUGAAACUUUUCUUUUUCGUUGUGCCAGUCAGGCAGUGUUUCUCAAAAGUAACAUCCUUUAAAAUCGUGUUGAAAUUUAAAAAUUUUCCAUUGACAGCUGUUUGGAAAUUGAUAUUAGUGAAAAGAAAUGAAGAAAAUGAAGAUUAGACUACUUAAUUUGGUGACAAGAUUAUAUGCAAAAUGCACUGAAGUCUGUGACACUGAAGAAAAUGUAAAAUGUUACUUUUAUGAACAUCUUUCGACUGUUUUGGUUGGUUACCAAGCUGGGUGCAUUAUAUAAAAUUUAAUGCAAGAUUUCUAAGAAUUGUGCAUGAUUUUCACUUGGACUCGAGUGAAAAAUAAUCAAGGCGACUCUUGGAAUAUUGUCUUGUGUUGUUGGUAAAAUACCUCGCAAUACCCUGCGUAUUUAACAAAUGUGAUAGGAAGGUGAAUCAUCAUUUUACAUACUGUUGUCACCAGCCAUGAUUUAUCACCACAUAAAAGAUCUAUUUUAACUCUUACAAGCUUAAAUUUAGAAAAGUUAAACCUUUAAUUGUGGUUUUUAUCCAAGCAAAAUACUUUUUAUUGUCAUUUAAUCUUGGUUCAAAUGGGCAUUUGUUUAAGAUAUUCUUUAAAGCUUUAUUUACAUGUGACCUUAAGUGAUAAGUCAUGGCGUAACUUUCAUCUGUAAGAAUACCGUUGGUUUGUGCCAAAUAACAUUCCUCAUUAAUACACAGGUAGAUUUUACUUAGCUAAUCAUGGGAAUUUCACAUUUGUUAUUAUCUAUUUAUUUAUUUAUUUAUAAGACUGUGAUAAACUCUUCAAUUUUUGCAUAGAAAGUAAAUUCAUCUGUAACAGUUCACACCCCACAUCCUCUGACUGGGUUCAAAUGGGUGUGGUCACCAUUAAAUGUAGUUAGUUUCUCACACAUUUUUCUCUCAUGACUUCCCCCUCCUUAUAAAGAGAACCAUUUUUUUUUGCACAAAACAAAGUUACUAAGUCUUUCAGUAAUGUGCUACGUUUGUUGCGUCAUAAGUUUCACAUUUGUUAAUACAUUUUCUGUGAAGUGGUUGGCUGUCACUGCUUGAUUUGAUCAAACCAUCGUAAUUCCAACUUUCUGUGAAAGUAAACUACCAUCAAGCUGUUAACUAGAAGUCCAGUCUUUUAUCACUUAUUUAUUACAUCAUAUUUUUCAGUAUUUAAUAUCAUAUACUUCUUGACUUGAAAAGUCAUUCUUUGUAGACUAUUACAUUGGAACUAUAGGUGGCAAAUUUUCGAAUGUGAUCUUGUUUCAUACAAGGACAGUCAACCAUUGUAAAUUCCACACAGCAAAAUAGAGGUGGAAACAAAAUAUUAUGAAAAAAUAUUCAUUUUUAACAUCAUUUCAUUUUCGAUGGUAUAAUAUCUGGUUGUCUUAACAACCGUUGUUAUGCCUGGUAGUCAUGGAAAUGUGGUUAUGCAGAUAUUCCUGCAAAUACCAAACUGCUCACCUGUCAGAUUGUCUUAAAGGGAAUAAAAACUUGGGCUGAAUAGAAACACAUUUCUUCGUUUUCAUUUAUCCAACAUUAAUUGUGUUAUUGUUGUAUUUAUUUCACUAUAAUAUUAAACAAAUUGUAAGCUGACCUGAAUAAAAACUCUCAGAAAGACAA
This is a messenger RNA of Mercenaria mercenaria, 9139 nucleotides long. Its product is annotated as RNA-binding protein Pasilla-like. Gene Ontology annotation, molecular function: mRNA binding. The coding region runs from base 328 to 2091 and encodes 587 amino acids. Gene Ontology annotation, cellular component: nucleus; cytoplasm. The transcript has 6 exons. Gene Ontology annotation, biological process: regulation of alternative mRNA splicing, via spliceosome; mRNA splicing, via spliceosome. Lineage: Eukaryota; Metazoa; Mollusca; Bivalvia; Venerida; Veneridae. The record is from RefSeq and is a predicted model, not a curated record.